This is a messenger RNA of Numida meleagris (helmeted guineafowl), 6383 nucleotides long. RefSeq names its product G protein-coupled receptor 22 (gene GPR22). Gene Ontology annotation, molecular function: peptide binding; G protein-coupled receptor activity. Lineage: Eukaryota; Metazoa; Chordata; Aves; Galliformes; Numididae. The coding region runs from base 4466 to 5767 and encodes 433 amino acids. The record is from RefSeq and is a predicted model, not a curated record. Gene Ontology annotation, biological process: G protein-coupled receptor signaling pathway. Gene Ontology annotation, cellular component: membrane. The transcript has a single exon.
UUAUAAAAGAAUCCUUAUAUAAAUCAGGGAGAGGGGGGCAAGGGGGGAAUCAAUCCCAUAUAUGAAGCACAGUUUAAGCCCCACAUCACUGACCAAUCAAAAUUAGUGAAUGCACUGCAUCUCUCUGCAGUGAAGGGAAGCGACAAGGUAGGCUGUCAUUCUGCAAAAGCUGCCCAUCGCAAGCUCGCCUCUCCGAAGCGCUGCUCUGCUUUUUUAGAAAGCCUGAAUCUCAGUGGUGUCUCUGGAGACGAGAAGCCUUCAGUAUGUUAAAUUACUUUCAUUAUGUAUUUUCAAAUGCUUAUUGAUUCUACAGUAGGAAGAGUGGGAGACUGCAGCAGCCUCUAAGCCAGAACUAAAGCAGUUGUACACAUUAGCAGUAUGCUGAAACAAUGGCACGCUACAGGCACAAAUUUUCAUUAAGGUCAUUUUUCGAGGAUGUGCUUUUCACCCUCUUUCCCUUCUUCUCUGCUAACAAGUGAACAAAAUGAAUCCCUCCAACCUGGAACUGCUUCACCUGCACCGAGAAUUUAUCAAACCUGUAGCGGAGGUAAGAUCUGUUCCUUAUUAUGGUAUGCAGAAUAAGCAGCAUUUAACAAAAACAGGGGGAAAAAAGAGAAAUGAGGAAGGUAUCAGAUUCAACUUGUAUUAAGCACUAGUAUCGUGUUGUAUUUGAGUCCGGGGAAUAUCUGAAUGCUAUUUCCCCAUCCCCAUUAAAAACACAGUCAUAGACAAAUGCUAUUUUGUAUGAAAGUCUUAUAGAAUAUCCAGAACCUGUUUUGUUCAUGCAACAUAAAGACAGUAUAAUUUAGGUUAGUAUAGGAAUGGGGGGAAAAAAAGCCACGGAAUACAACUGAGAAUAUUUCUUUCCUCCCUCAGCAGUAUUUCCAAAUAUUGGCAGUUAAAUACGUUCCAGAUUUAUUCAGUUGCUCUCUGAAGGAGCCGACAGUCUGUUAAUUGGUGCACACUUACAGUUUUAUGAAGGUCAAGUAAUAUGACUAAUCUCUGGCUUGCUCGUGAAAUCUCCCUUUUACUCCAUUUGUUUGGUUUUUCAGACUUAUUUCUUCCAUUAUCUCUUCCGAAAUCAAGUCACUUAUUAGAAACACUGAUUGCAGCACAUACAAUUUUAACAGUGUGCAAAUUAAAUAAAAAUGUAUUUCCUAUAAGUUUGUUGACUUUGCUCAAUUUCUCAUCAGCAGACAUGAGAGCUGCAUGUAUAAAGUAGCUGCUCCUAAGAGCUGUAGUGUCACAGACACUUUACAUCCAACAGUUACUGCUUCUAGUUGGGGUUUUCCUGCAACCUUCACUGUUUGGAGAAUAGGAGACUUGUCCAAAAAACUAAAUUCCUGCAAGUUAACAGAAACAUGAUAUGAUUUUACUAGGAAAUAGUGAACACAUUAACUGAUUGUAUAACUUGUAGGAUACAAUUCUAGACUUCAUUCACGAAAUAAGUUAUAUUACAAAACAUACGGUUGCAUUACUUUAUUUUGAAAUUCUACACCCUACUUUUAACUUUUUUUUUUCCUCCCCUUCACAAGGGCAUGCAGCAACUAAUUCAGUUUUACAACUGACAGUAUGAAGAACGCAGUUGGCCGGGUACCUUUCUAGCUGCGUGACCUACAAGCAGCAGGACACACCACUAACGUGUAUUCUUAAGGCAUAAAGGAAUCAGAAACAAAACAUGGAGCACACUCGUGUUACCAUUUACACGUCAACAAUACGUGUGGAAGACUGAAGCAUCUACCCAGAUUUCAUUAGAAGAAGAAUAUGAGCGAUUCUUAAAAUGGUGAGCAUUUCUUAAAGAGGGAUUUAUAAUUUAAAACCAGAACUGUGGAAACUACCGAUGCAUGAAGAAACGAUGAAACAUGAAUUCCCAAAAGGAGAAUAUGCAUUCUUCACCAGCAAGCUGCACAAGGGUUUAACCACGCUUUUUCUAUACUGCUCAUUAAAUAUCUUAUUUGCCAUAAUGACUAAUGGAUAUUUUUCUCUCAAUUUUACGAUCUGUUAUGUAUUCUCCUUAAAUGAAAACAAACCAAAUUAGGUAACUCAUGGUUACUCUCAAAGCACACGAACUGGAUUUUAUGAUGUACAGCAACUUCUUCGACUAAGCCAUCACUCAAAAGUCAUGAGCAGGAAUAUUACAGAAAGAAAUACGCAACUGUAACUAAAGGAUGUCUACAUACACUCUGAACACAGAAAGCAGAUAUUCUUCUUUUUUCUUUUUUAAACCUGGAAAAUAAAAGCAGGCUGCUACAAAAUGCAAGAGGGGAAAGAAAUUAACAUCACCUAAAAGGUUUGUCAUUGCUGGCCUGGAACUCGGCACAGACAAAAUAUCUCAGGCAACUGAGGAGUCCCCAUGUUUAAUCAAAAUUCUCUGCUGCUGAAGUGCUGGAGCAAAAAGAGGAAAAAAAAAUCUGCAAGGAAUGAAAUAAGAGCCCAGCGAGCACUUGGUUUCCAGGUGACAGUGCAUGUCAAAUAUCUGCUGGUGACACCAUGUUUCAAUUUAUGACAAGCUGCUACAAUGAGCUGAAAGACCCUUGAGGCGCAGGAAGCAGGUAGGUCACAGGCUGCGUGCCGCAGCCCCUGUUCUGCGUUGCACGGGAGCAGCACAGCAACGUACUCAGUAAAUUACCUCUGUCCUGGCAUUUAUACUCGUACUUAAAUGAAAUUAAUCAAUGCAACAAAGAGGUGAUGUUUAAUCUUCAAUUUGAUAGAUUUAGCUCACUCGAAGUUUUCUGUCUUCACAAAAAUGUCAGUGUAAGGUUACAGUUAAGAUUGUUGUAGGUUUGGGGUUGUUCAGGUUUUUUUUUUUUUGUUUUUGUUUUUGUUCUUAAAGCGAGAUCUGCUUUUGAUUGCCUCCUGGAUUUUACUAAUACAAAAAUGCUCAAUGUAUCAAGUAAUGCAUUUGGAUCGGUUCUUGAAACACAGUCAAAGCCAGGACAACACACACAGAGAAAAUAAUGUUCCUGAGGUUUAAUGUAAACCCAUCAGAAUUUGCCUAAACUGGAAAUUAAACAAAGCUUUUGAAAUAUUUGUUUCAUUUCACAUGAGUCUCAUAUGUUCUCAUUUACAUCUUUUGUAUUUGAGAGGUAAAUGUGAAAUAACUGCUGAAGCAUACCAAGAAUUUUCAUCAUACAAUAUGCAAUUAAUAGUAUUGUGCAACUGAGGCUUUUCAGAACUGCAGAUGAAUUUCAUUUGCAUACCAUAUCCCAAGUGUGCUCAAUUCAUACUUUCAUUAAAAAAAGCAGCUCAUUUUUGUUCACCUUAGUGCUAUCCAUUUUUAAUGUAUUCAGAGUGGAACAAAGGUCUGCAUUUAAAUUUCAUUUCAUGCCAAGUACUUCCCCUCUUAAAUUUGAAACUACUUAUAAAAAACUCUCAAGUAGCACAACAAGAAACAGAAUGAUCUCUUAUUUAUUCAUCUCAUUACAGCCUCUAGAGCUGGCUGACAAUGCAAGCAAUACGCACGCCAGGUAUUAACGCAGAUGCUCUGCUUACAACCUGCCGGUGUGUGGAAAACAAAGCACGUGCAGCCACAAAAUGAAAAUCCUAUAUGUAAUAAACGCUACUUUUUUGAGCCUCGCUUACUCCUAGGAUAAAUACAUUAUGUAUACAAAUCUGUUGGAUUUAAUUUCAGGAUGUAAAAAGUCUGGAAGAGACGAUUUAAUAUUUCAGUACUACUUUAUAAAACUAUUGCCUUAAAUCUAUUCUGGAAUAAAAUUUUUGUAAUUCAUUUUUGUAAUAAAUUCCAUUACCCCAAACCUAUGUAAGCUUUACAGUGGAAAUCAGACAUACUUAUACGAGCUCUUUGUAGUGACAGGUUUUAUACACGUAGAUGCACACAAGAUAAAAGUGAACAGAAAUCUUCAAGUUCUAUAAAAAUCUGUUUAAUUGCAGAACUUCAAGUCUCAGUCUAUAACACUCUUACAAAGUCUUCAUCAGGAGGCUGCUAAAUUGCCAUAAAAUAUUUUAAAUGUUCUUUUUAUGAUACAUCAGCAACAGUGCUCUAAGUUCCUAUCACUUUCUUUUUUUCCCCCACAAGAACCUUUUUAAAACGAUCUUGAGUACUAAUUUGUUAAUACUUAACAUUCUGCUGAAAUAGCACUCAGCACAAUACAAAGGCAAAGCCCAAGUAUAGUUUAUUCAACAAAUGGCCCUUUUGUAAAGGCCACAUCACUAUAAAUAAAGCCUUGUCUCUCCUGAGUGGAAGCUUUUCACCUUUUCUUUUUUUAAAACAAAUCUUGCUUUCCUUUAAAAAGGAAAGACCUUAUUCUAGAUCCUAAAGCUUUUGGGUCCAUGCCAAAUACAGCUCUAAACACACAGUAAAUUAAGAGUUGGUUAGGAAUGGAUGCUUUUCCUCUCUCCUCCUUUCCUAUCAUUUUUCUAAAAUAACAAAAAAUGUUAAAAAAAGAAACCAAGUAGUUCCGUGUUUAUUUCACUUUUCAGGAGAAAAAGCAACUGCAACAAAAGAAUGUGUUUCUCUCCCAUUCUGGAAGGCAACAUGCAGUUUGAAUCUAACUUCACAUUUCGAGAUGCCAUUGAUGACAUCGACACCAACAUGUACCGACCACUGUCAUAUGCAUUAAGCUUUCAAGUGUCUCUCACUGGAUUUUUGAUGUUAGAAAUUGUUUUGGGACUUGGCAGCAACCUCACCGUGCUGGUACUUUACUGUAUGAAAUCCAACUUAAUCAAUUCUGUCAGUAACAUAAUUACAAUGAACCUUCACGUACUUGAUGUAAUAAUUUGUGUGGGAUGUAUUCCUCUAACUAUAGUUAUCCUUCUGCUUUCACUGGAGAGUAACACUGCUCUGAUCUGCUGCUUCCACGAGGCUUGUGUCUCUUUUGCAAGCGUUUCAACCGCAAUCAAUGUAUUUGCUAUCACUCUGGACCGAUACGACAUCUCUGUCAAACCUGCCAACCGAAUUCUGACCAUGGGAAGGGCUGUGAUAUUAAUGACAUCAAUAUGGAUCAUUUCGCUUUUUGCCUUCCUGAUUCCUUUCAUUGAAGUCAAUUUCUUCAGUCUUCAAAGUGCAAGUACUUGGGAGAACAAGACACUGCUGUGUGUCAGCGCAAACGAGUACCACACCGAGCUAGGGAUGUACUACCACCUCCUCGUCCAGAUCCCCAUCUUCUUCUUCACCGUGGUAGUGAUGCUAAUCACAUACACCAAAAUACUCCAGGCUCUUAACAUCCGAAUUGGCACAAGAUUUACAACGGGACAAAAGAAGAAAGCUCGAAAGAAAAAAACUAUUUCUCUCACCACUCAACAUGAGACCACGGACAUGUCGCAGAGCAGCGCAGGAAGAAACGUGGUCUUUGGUGUAAGGACUUCCGUGUCCGUGAUCAUCGCCCUGCGCCGAGCUGUGAAGCGGCACCGGGAGCGACGAGAGCGGCAGAAGAGAGUCUUCAGAAUGUCCCUCCUGAUCAUUUCCACCUUUCUGCUCUGCUGGACACCCAUCUCUGUUCUAAACACCACAAUCUUGUGUUUGGGCCCAAGUGACCUUUUGGUAAAGUUACGCUUAUGUUUUCUAGUCAUGGCAUACGGAACAACUAUUUUUCACCCUCUACUUUAUGCAUUCACAAGGCAAAAAUUUCAGAAAGUUCUGAAAAGUAAGAUGAAAAAACGAGUUGUUUCAAUCGUGGAAGCAGAUCCCAUGCCAAAUAACGCAGUCAUACACAACUCAUGGAUAGAGCCUAAAAGGAACAAAAAGAUCACCUUCGAAGACAACGAAGUAAGGCAGAAAUGUUUAGUACCUCAGGUUGUCACUGACUAGACUUCAGUAUUCACCAAAAUACAUUGAGAGGAACAUUUGAACAAAUUGUAGAAAAAUACUGCCAAAUAAGAAAAACAUUUUUUAACUAUUGGCUAGACUGUACAUUUUCCAGUAUCUGUGUUAAAUAGAGUAGGUCUUGUAUAUUCAAUUUCUUCAUUAUGUAAGAUAUCUGUUGCAUGGCCGUUUGUUAGCGUAACACCAUGUGUAUAUUUGUCAGAAAUAUUCAAGUCCUCUUUUUUAGAAAAUAAAUAGCCUUAAAGAAGUGCAAACUUUUAAAAUAUUUGUAUGGCUCAGUUUCUCUGUAAAUAUAAAAUAAUUUUUAAACAAGAUUUUCACUCGGAAAUCUUUCAUUUUCUAAAGCACAAAUUCAACUUUUGCAUGGUAUAUUUUUAAAUUGAGUUCAUAAACAUUGAUCAGAGAUAUUCUGAUCGCUAUACAGCUACAAUUUAGGCACAUUUUAAUCUCAUAUUCGGAUAUGCACUUAUUUACUUAUUUCAAAUUUCUCCAGCAUCCAAUCCAGCAUGCUCUUCAAUUAACGAUUCAGAACCAGUUAUUUUUUAUUUGAAUCACAUUGGUUGAAAGACUUCUAAGAAAAGAGGAGAAAAAAGUUCUUGCA